Ceutorhynchus assimilis (cabbage seed weevil) is the source of this 4049-nucleotide messenger RNA. The record is from the annotation of a GenBank genome assembly. Lineage: Eukaryota; Metazoa; Arthropoda; Insecta; Coleoptera; Curculionidae.
GUCAAAAUAAAAUCAAACGUAACGAAUUUAUCUCUAAUUUUAAUUUCUACUGAUAAAAAACCGAGUAAAAAACUGGAAUUUUAUCAAAAAAUAUUCAAAAAUUAAUAAUUCUUCUGCAGUGCAGUGGACACUGACUGGUAAACUACUUUGGUAAUGGUGUGCUGUUUUUGUUGCAAGAAAAAGUGGAAAUUGGAUAGAGAAAACUAGAUGGCUUCACUAAGCUCAAAACAACUCAAAAGUUCGUCUUGUUCCUCUAUGGAAAGUGAUGAAAUAGCAAGCGAACAAAAAAAGAUCAAAAAGGGCAAAAGCAGAAAGAAAAUAAGAUCAACAUUGGGUUUGAACAAUUUCUUGGAUUUAACCGAUGACCAUCCUGUGACCAAAUCAGCCAAAAAAACUAAAACGAAAAGAGGCGAGCGCUUGGAUUUUUUACCAUCUCUCGAAGGUAGUUCACAAUCAGCUGAAUCUGACUCACAAGAUGCUGGAACCUCGGGUAGAAAUUUGAGACGCGGAUGUUCAAGAAGUUCCCAAAAAACUUCUAGAAAUUUAACAAAAAUGCUGUCAGUAUCUGAAGAAAGUGCUGUUGAAUUGGACAAGGAAAAUGCGGAAAUGCCACGGCAAUCUAAGAGAAAGUCCAAGCGUAAAUCAAUCAAGCAAAAUGCAGUUAUUGAAACUGGAGAUAUUCCUAAAAAACAGCUGGAUGAAGAUAAAGAUGUUUUGAAUGUGACUAAUGGAAAAGAAGAAAAACGUCUCAAUUCAAUAAUAAUGAAGAAUUCGCCAAGACCAAAAAGAUCUGUUUUAGAUUCUCCAAGAGUUGCUGCCAAAUUAAGCAGCACUCCUGCACUAUUCAAAAAGCCAGUGAUUGGUACCCCUGCAUUUAAGAAUUCCCCUAAACCAAAAAGAUCAAUUGUAGAUUCUCCAUCAGUGAAUGAAGAUCAAGGAAUUGCAGUUUCUGAUGUAGUGAGGAAGAAAUCUGCAUUGCAACGAAAUAGAUCAAUUAGUGCUUCGUCCCUUGGAAAAGUAAAUGAAGAUGAAGUAUUUACAGAAGGAGUUUCAAAUGUGCUUGAAGCUAAAGUUGUUAACAGUUUAAAGAAAAACUCUAAAUCCAAAAACUCCCCAAUUGUUGAUUCUCCAAUGCCAAAGCAAAGACUGAUUUCCAAAUUAAGCAGCACUUCUGCCCUCGAGAAUCUCAAUGAAGAUGCAGAAGAAGUUGAAAUUAAGGAAAAAGAUAUUAUUGGAGCUAUGAAAAAUACUGCAGUAGACAAUUUAAGAAAGAACUCAGUAUUGAGAAAUUCACCAAGACCUAAUAGAUCUGUUUCGGUUGUCAAUUCUCCAAAACCAAAGACAAGUUUUGUUGCUAAACUAAGCAAAACUCCUGCGCCUAAAAAUUUAAAGAAACAAUCCACUUAUACACCUACAAAUAAAGCAAAACGUGCCACUACUUCAAAAACCAAAUCUCCAGAAGCAACUAAACAAGUUCUAAAUAAUACUUUUGACAUUAGCACUACAGUUUUGCCAUUAGCCGAAGAAAACGUUUUCGAUUUUGAUGGUUUCACCUUUGACUUUACUGAAAUUGGAGACAAAAAGCCUACAAGACGGUUGAGUUCUAGAAAUAGUAAAACUUCAUCAAAAAGUGAGGCAUCUGUCAUUGUAAUUAGUGAUUCUUCUACAUCAAGCCCCAAUAAAACCUUUGAGAAUUCGUUAAAUGAUGAAGUUUUCCAAAAUAGUAAGAAAUUAACAACAGAAACUGCUAUGAGCGACGACAUAUUCUAUGAUUCAAUUUGUCAUUUGACUACAAAAUCAAAAGUUGACAACACUACUGGAAGCGAUGAAGUAUUUUAUGAUUCAAUUAGUCAGCCAGUUUUAACUAGAAAAUUUGGAAUAAGUCAGUCAGUUGAUGAAGAAAUUACUUGGCCGAGCCCUAGAAAACUGAGAAAUACAUUUGAUAAAGAGGAAAUUAAUCAAGAAAAUCUAAACACUACUUUUGAUAAAAAUGACAUCGAUGAUAAUUCAAUUUACCAGCAAAGGUCUAAUAAAAAAAAAUCUUCAAGUGACAGUACUGGUCAGAGUCCCAAGAAAAAGCUAAGAACUACUUUUGACAAAAGUGAAAUUGAUUCUUUUGUGAAUGAAAUCACUAACCCAAGUCCAAAGAAAAAAUUGAAAAGUACUUUUGAAAAAACUGAACCUACUUUGUUGGAUGUUCCAGUAUUUAAUUAUCAAGUGAUUGAGCCCACACCCAUUAAAAACCCAAAAAGAAGCACAUUCGAGAAAUCACCAACAAAUGACCAAAUUCCUUCCCCUAAUAAAAUUCCUUUGGAUGGUAAUAAGAAAAAUAGAAGAAGCUCUUUUGGUGGCAGAUUCAAUCUGCCUCAAUCUGAAGACAUUUUGGAGCAUUUGAAUAUUACAAGAAGGGAAUCAAAGAAAACUAGUUUCAAGAAGAGAGCAUCUUCAUUCAAAUAUUCAACAGGAAGCGAAGAUGAGGCUACAAGACGUACAAACUUUGUCACUUUACGCCGAUGCAAUGCCACCGCGAAGUUGAACCAAAGUACGCCGUUAUUUGGGUCAAAAACUCCAACUGCAUUUGAAGAACUGAGAAACUUGAGCUCGGAAAAUAACGACAAUAAAACCGUCACUGUAGUAAAAUCUCCAUUGCCUCCAAAAAGUGUACAAAAAAGUAUUUUGAAAAAAUCUACGAAAGACUUUAAAAAUGAUAUUCAAGCAGUCGUCAAUAUGCCAGCUGAACAAUUAGACAAUUUCAUGCUGGACAACGAAAAACCAGACUUUUUGAUUGACACGUUUGCCAGCAUGGGAAAGGUUUCACUUAAACCUGAACCAUUUUCUCCAGAGCGUCGCAGGUCGUCAAGAAGACGCUGGUCUCAGUCUAAAAAAACCCCAAUUUUAGAUAAAUUAGCUGAAACUUCAUUGAGCUCUGUUAACAGGUCAGUUAGGUUCGAGCUUCAAGAAGCCCAAGAAGAGGUUCAAGCAACCAAAACCCCAAAAAAAUCUGUCAAAAUCAAUAGUCCUUUGACCACGCCCAAAGGAAAGCAUGCCCCAAUGUUAAUCAAAAAAACACCAAAGCCCAAAUUUAGCGCUGAUGAUAGUGUAAUAAUAAGUAAAAAUUGUGUGUCCCCAGUCGCUUAUAUGUCACCGCCCGGUUCUACAAGCACUCCAAGGAUUCAAAAUAAAAGCCUUUUACAGAAAGUGCUUACCAAUGAAAAAAAUAAAGCCGAAAAAAUGCUCAAAAACACUUCUUCUCGAGUUAAAAUGCCCAACUUUGCAAAAAUCCACGAACGUCGCAACGAAAAAUUGGAAAGCAUUCAAGAUUUGGUUGAAAGGAAAGCUCAAAGGGCUCAAUAUUUGAUGUCAGGUGGUAAAAGCCUUGUAGCGGCCAAAGAAAAAGCUGAUAAGGAAUCCAAAAAAAAACUAUUUGGCGAUGAAGAUAAAGAGAAAAACGUCUUAGCUUCUAGAUUGCCUGUACUUAAAGUCACCAAAAUGAAGCAGAAAAUUAUCAAUAAGAAACGGGCUUCUUUAGAAAAGAAGCAGAAAACUGCAAAAUCGCCUGCACAAAAAACAACUCCUCAAAUAAUAAAGAAACCAGUACCCAUGGAAAAGAAAAAUGCAAUAGCUGCUGCUGGGCCUAGUGGAAAAGUGAUUUCUAGAUUUGGAUUCAAAAUGCAAACAGACAAAGUUAACAUCACAAAAGAAGAGCAAAUCAAAGCAGUGUGUACCAAAUCGAAAUUCAUUCCGAACUCGAGCAGGACUGAUCAGAAUAGGAAAAACACUGUUGAAGUGAGGACCAAUAGAAGAUUCGAGUUGUUGAUGAAAAUGAGGGCCAACAAAAAUUAGUUUAUUAUGUAUGUAUUUUAGUUUUUAUGUGAAUGCAUGUUCAACAUUUUCUUUUUUUAUUAUUUUAACUUUGGAAAAUUUGUUUAUUUGAGAGUUUUGCAUGGUUUUUAUUGAAAAUUUUGAACCUGUCACUUUUAUUAAUUUUUACAUUUGUUAGAUUUAAUUGGAAAUUAUUUUGAUAAUAAAUAUAAAGUUGUUUUAACUUU